This is a messenger RNA of Alligator sinensis (Chinese alligator), 4602 nucleotides long. Its product is annotated as chloride channel protein ClC-Kb. The record is from RefSeq and is a predicted model, not a curated record. The transcript is spliced from 22 exons. NCBI's taxonomy places the organism in Eukaryota, Metazoa, Chordata, Crocodylia, Alligatoridae. Gene Ontology annotation, cellular component: membrane. Gene Ontology annotation, molecular function: voltage-gated chloride channel activity. Gene Ontology annotation, biological process: chloride transport; transmembrane transport. The coding region runs from base 2076 to 4445 and encodes 789 amino acids.
UAGAGAGGGCUGAGAGGGACUCAUUUGGGGAUGCUCACCCUCCAUGCAGCUAGUCCUGGAGCCCAGUCUGCUAAAAGAAGAGGGCAGGGGGGUCUUGUCUGGCAGUAUCAUCCUAAAGCCAGAGUCCUUCUGUGUCUUGGUCACUCCAGACCCCUGGGAGCUCUCCCCAGGGCUCAGGGCUGCUACCCCCGUGCCCUGCGCCAAGCCCAACCUGCUUCAGCAAACAGAGGUCCCCUUUCGCUAGACCCGAGCUAGCAGCUGGGUGAGAAAUGAUUUCCCCUUGCCAAGAAAUACUGAGGCAGUGCAAUCAUUGUUCCAGCAAAGAUCAACUCAAGUCUGAGUUUUUUCAGAAUAAAAAAAAAAAGGAAUACAUUUUAGAGUCUCUUGAAUGAAAACCUGAACGUGCCUGGGAUAUUUUCUUGCUAUGCUAAGCCACUUCCCAGGGCAGAAACACCUGGAGGGAACAUCUCCCAUCAGCUCGUCCUCCCGACUACCCCGCUGCUUGCCCGCUGCUCGCCAAGCCUCUGCCUAUGAGGACCCCAAAUGGCCCGCGGCUCCGGCUAGUUGCAAACCUGCCUUUUGUCUUCACUGCAAGCUCCCCCGGCCCAUCCCAAGAGCCGCUCUCCCCUUGCCAAGACAGGGUCCUGCAGUCUCAAGGGCCUGUCUGUGGGGUGCCAGCUGUACCCCGGAGGGUCCUGGAUGGAGAGGCCAGGGCAUGCAUUGAAGGGUGGUGCCUGGGGUAGGGAUCAGGUGAAACCCGUUUGGAUUAAACAAGAGCAGCAAGCAUCUCCAGGGGCUCAAUCUGAGCCACGAUGGCUUUUCUCUACUGAGGAAAUCAAUGGGGCUACCUUUGCUUGCUGUUACCGGUGCUUCCAUCUCCUUGAAUGCAGCGGGGCAGUGCAUUAGUCAGGGAGCCCGGGAGGCCAGGGUAUCAUGCUGUUUUGGGAUGAUGUUGUCCAUGCCCUCCCUUUGGUUGCUCCCACCCAGCUCCCUCCUGCAGGGGCUCGUGUGUGUGGGGCAUGACUCCUAUUACCAGGCUGGGCUCUGGCCCCCUUGCUGGUCCAGGGAUGCAUCAGCCACACUUAUUGCAUGCAGGGGUUUAGCAGCGGGGCAGGGGGAGGCCUUCUGGCUCCAGCCCCGCUGGAGAACUAUUGCCAGAGCAAAGCCAUGGCGGAUGGAGCCAGGAGGCCACGUGCAGUGGGUCUCGCUCUACUGGAGAGGCGUCGGCAAGGCAGGCCCUCCAAGGUGACCUGCUCGGGCCGCACGUGUUCCAGCUGGCUGGCCAACCUCUGCUAUUAUUAGUGCAGUAGGGCUUUAUCGGGGGCAGGAUCUUUCCCCUACGCAGCUUUCCAGAAUCCCUCAGGGCUGCGUAUUUUUGCUGGCAGCUCCCCUUUGCUGUUUGGGGUCAGGGGGUGUCUUGUUCUUCUUGCUAAGGACAACCCAAGGUGCCUGGGUGCCCGGCUGAAUUUCAGCCCCUUUGGAGGUAUGGGCAAGGGAGUAGGGCUGGGGUUUGAAAUGAGCUGGAGUCAACAGGUUGGGCCGCCCGGGGCAUGUUCUCUACCUGGGAUCUCUCGAGUGUACAUUAACCACCUUUUCCACAAACGGGACAUUGGCUGCCGUGGCCCCCCUGCUUGCCCUGUGGCAGGUUUGGGUGUGAUGCCUUGUGUCAUGUCGGGGUUGAUGGCUGUUUUACUAAGAGGCUGGAUUUGUUUAGGGUGGGCUGGAUAGGCCUGGUAGGGGUUGGACUAGAUGUGAUGUCUGGAGGUCCCGUCCAGCUCCAAGGCUCUGGAUGCUAUGACUACACAGGGAGUUUGGUUGGGAUGAGGGGCAGGCUCCUUCCACCACUGAGGCCAGGCUGAAGGUGGGGAGGGGGUAAAUACCAGCCCUAGGAAAGCCCAGGGGCCUGGGCUGAGGGUAGAGGGGGCGAAGACACCAGACACCUCAUGUAGUUCAUCCAACAAGGCCUGGCUCCCAGGGGAACAGUGGCAGGUGCUUGCGGGUGUCCUGGUCGCUGAACACUGCUAGUGAAACAGGCCUAGGACUUGCUGCUCGUGGUGUGGAGGCAUCACUAGCCCAUGGCAACAGAGGGGCUGGACCGGAGGGAGCACGAUGUGGCUAAGGAGGAGGAGAGGAUCCUCAUACUCAAUGAAAUCUGGAGGCCGUGGCCAAAGACCCGCAGGAGAGUCCAAGGCUGCCUGGACUGCGUGAAGCGCCAGCUCUUCCGCGUCGGCGAGGACUGGUACUUCCUCUUCGCUCUAGGGGUGAUAAUGGCCAUGAUCAGCUUCGUCAUGGAUUUCACCAUCAACACGUUGCUGAAUGCACACAGGUGGCUUUACCAAGAGCUGGGGGAUUACUUAGUGCUGAAGUACCUGUCCUGGACCAUGUACCCCAUUGCCCUGGUUGCUUUCUCCACUGGCUAUGCACAGAGCAUCACUCCGCAUUCGGGAGGCUCUGGCAUCCCGGAGCUCAAGACCAUUCUCACCGGGGUCAUGCUGGAGGACUACCUGGCCAUCAAGAACUUCGGAGCCAAGGUGGUGGGGAUGACCUGCACCUUGGCCGCUGGGAGCACCAUCUUCCUCGGCAAAGUCGGUCCCUUCGUCCACAUUUCCAGCAUCAUGGCUGCCUAUUUGGGAAAGAUUCGGACUUCAGUCAUCGGGGAGUACGAGAAUAAAAGCAAGCAGAAUGAAAUGCUGGUGGCAGGAGCUGCUGUUGGGGUCUCGACUGUCUUUGGGGCGCCCAUUAGCGGGGUGCUGUUCAGCAUUGAGGUGGUGUCUUCUCACUUUGCUGUCAGGGACUAUUGGAGGGGCUUCUUCUCAGCCACCUGCGGGGCCUUCAUGUUCCGCCUCCUGGCCGUCUUCAACAACGAUCAAGAAACCAUCAUGGCUCCCUUCAAGACCAACUUUAAGAUCGAUUUCCCCUUUGACCUCCCGGAGAUAUUCUUCUUCAUGAUUCUUGGGGUGAUCUGUGGGAUUAUAAGCUGUGCGUAUCUCUUCUGUCAGCGCUGGCUCCUGGGAUACAUCCGGAGGAACAAGCUCACUGCCUGGCUGAUGGCAACGGAAAUUAGCACAGCAUCUGGCUGCCUCUUGGUCCUAUCCAAGGUCCCUUGUGCCCGGCAGGCAGCGGAGACCCAUCCGCACCCUGGAGUGCUCUUCCUUCUGCUUCCAGCUGGACUCCCCAUGCUCCCUGCCCCAUGGCGAAGGUGGGCUCCCCUCCCUGCUGCAGCUGGAAGAGGAAACUGCCCCUUCCCUGACACCUUUGCUGGCUGCCAGCCCCUGCUGAGGGGAGAAGGGAGCAUGAACAUCAUAGGCAUCAACCUUCAGGGACCUCUGAGCAAGCCGGUGUACUCUGCCUUGGUGGCCCUCCUGCUGUCCUCCAUCACCUUCCCGCCCAGCCUGGGGCAGUUCAUGGCUUCCAGGCUCACCAUGAAGGAGUAUCUCUCCUGCUUCUUUGACAACCAGACCUGGGGUGUCCUUUCCCAGAAUGCCUCGCUGGCCAGGCCUCUCCAAGUUGACCCAGAAAACCUCUGGAUGGAGUGGUGGGACCCUAACAUCACCAUCUAUGGCAGCUUGGUGAUUUUUAUAGUGAUGAAGUUCUGGAUGUUGAUCUUGGCCACUACCUUGCCAAUGCCAGCUGGGUACUUCAUGCCGAUCUUUGUGUACGGUGCUGGAAUUGGGCGUUUGAUUGGGGAAGUGGUGGCCUUUCUCUUCCCCCAUGGCAUCAAAUUAGACGGCGCCGCUAACCCCAUCAUUCCUGGAGGGUACGCGCUGGCUGGGGCAGCAGCGUUCUCAGGCUCCGUCACUCACACCAUUUCCACCGCCUUGCUGGUCUUUGAGGUCACGGGGCAGAUUGCCCACAUCCUGCCCGUCAUCCUGGCCGUGCUCAUUGCUAACGCUAUUGCCCAGAAGUUCCAGCCCUCCUUCUACGACGGCACCAUCAUAGUGAAGAAGCUGCCCUAUUUGCCCCGGAUCAGGAGCAGGCACAUUGACUCCUACCGCGUGACCACCGACCAGUUCAUGAACACUGAUUUUGCUGUCCUGCCCAAGGGGGCCACUUUUGAGGAGAUCCUCCAAGUCGUGACUUCUACGGAUGACUUGGAGUACCCCAUCGUGGAAAGCGCAGAGUCCUUGUUGCUGGUGGGCACAGUACCACGAUCUGAGCUGGUCAAGUUCCUCCAGACCCACGAGGAUGCCAAGCUGUCUUCCCAGGAGGCUGGGGAGAAGGACAAGGCUCUCUGCAGCGGGACACUAGGAGAAAACUGCACCAUCAACCCCAUCACGUUCCAGCUGUCCCCUUGCACCUCUCUGCACCAGACCCACCACCUGUUUGAGCUGCUGAAUCUGCAGCGUGUCUUCGUCACCUCCCUGGGGAGAGUCAUCGGGGCUGUCUCAAGGAGCGAGGUGAAGAAGGCGAUUGAAGAUCUGGCAAAUCCGAAGACAGCCAAGUGAGAGACUAUGAGCCUUGGAGAACAGCCUGCUCCCUGUGCCCUGCCUGCCCCCCAUCCCUGCAGCAACGAGCAGGGCCGGGGAUAGACACAGAUCCAGUGCUGGAAGGAGACCACAUAGCUUGCUCCCCCAAAAACAUUUCUUGUACAUUAAAGUGUUC